Messenger RNA from Uloborus diversus, 2133 nucleotides. RefSeq names its product ATP-dependent Clp protease ATP-binding subunit clpX-like, mitochondrial (gene ClpX). Gene Ontology annotation, cellular component: mitochondrial matrix. The record is from RefSeq and is a predicted model, not a curated record. Gene Ontology annotation, biological process: proteolysis; protein catabolic process; protein folding. Lineage: Eukaryota; Metazoa; Arthropoda; Arachnida; Araneae; Uloboridae. Gene Ontology annotation, molecular function: ATP-dependent protein folding chaperone; ATP hydrolysis activity; zinc ion binding.
UUACUCUUACUGAAUGGCAAUCAAUCGGUGAUGGCGUGACAUAUGUUUUCAAGAAAUCGUUUUCGUGAUAUUUAUUUAUAUUUUUAAAAGCCUUAUCUAUUUGCUAAAGUCUCUGAACUGCGGAGAUUUCUUCGUCGAAAAAUAUUCAAAAUGAUUGUUGAGUAGGAACUCAAAAUACUUCAUACAGUUCAAGCAAAUUUAGGUGCAUUUUCAUUUAAAAAGGACUAGUGCUGUCUGUAGCAUGUCAUUUUCAUGUGGCAUUCACAUAGUUAGGAGAGGAGCUGUGUCUCAUUUCACAAAAAGAUAUGUUGCAAAGCUUCUUGGCAAUUCAGAAUCAAAAACAAAAAUAGAUUUUAAAGUAUUUCGUUAUGUAUCAUAUUCUCAAGUAAUGUGCCAAGGUGGCAAUCCACCAGGAGAUGGAGGGGAUUCUGGUAUGAGGAAUCGUAGUGGUGAUGGGAAGAAGUCUUCCAAAGGGAAUGAUGGUAAUGGACGUGAUGGACAACUUCGUUGUCCUAAAUGUGGAACAGCCUGUAGUCAUGUUGAAACUUUCGUUACAUCCAGUAGGUUUGUGAAGUGUGACAAUUGUCAGCAUUUUUUCAUAAUUCUAUCUGAUGCUGAUUCGAAAAAAACCGUGAAAGAAAGUCGUUAUCAGACCUCUGGAGAAAGGAUAAAUAUUCAGAGGAGGCCUCCACCUCCCCCAAAAAAGAUAUUUGAAUAUUUAAACAAACAUGUUGUUGGACAAGAUUAUGCAAAAAAAGUCCUUUCUGUUGCUGUAUAUAAUCAUUAUAAAAGGAUUUACAACAAUAUGCCUCACACAAGCUCUGUUACUCGACAAGAAAGUGCAAUGGCUGAUAAUCAAGCUCAGGGCUUUACACCAAGAGAUCUUCUUCAUAUAUCCGGUAUAUCCCAUAGCAAUGCUCUUGGAGUUAGUUUUCAACAACAAGUUAAUCAAGAUAGUGACACUAAAAGUAAUCGAGGAUCUGACAUAUUAGAUGCAGCUACUCAUGAUUUAAGGCUAGAAAAAAGUAAUAUAUUAUUGUUAGGGCCAACAGGAUCUGGAAAAACGUUGCUUGCUCAAACAAUUGCUCGCUGUUUGGAUGUUCCUUUUGCCAUUUGUGAUUGCACAACUUUAACUCAAGCAGGCUAUGUUGGUGAAGACAUUGAAUCUGUGAUAGCAAAACUUCUCCAAGAUGCUAAUUAUAAUAUUGAUAAAGCUCAGCAGGGUAUCGUUUUUCUUGAUGAAGUUGACAAAAUUGGUGCUGUACCUGGGAUUCAUCAGUUACGUGAUGUUGGUGGAGAAGGUGUUCAGCAGGGAAUGUUAAAAAUGCUUGAAGGAACUUUAGUCAGUGUUCCAGAAAGGAAUUCAAGAAAAUUACGUGGUGAAACGGUUGUCGUAGAUACCACAAACAUACUAUUUGUUGCAUCAGGAGCUUUCAAUGGUCUUGAUAGAAUUGUUAGUCGAAGAAAAAAUGAAAAGUAUCUGGGAUUUGGUGCACCUGUGUCAGAAUCACCUGGCAGAAGAGCUGCUUCUGCAGCAGAUAUUGCAAAUUUCACUACCACUACUACUGCUGCAGAUGAUAAUGCAGAAAAAGAUGCUCUGCUACGCUGGGUGGAAUCAAGAGACUUGAUUGAAUUUGGAAUGAUCCCAGAAUUUGUGGGAAGAUUUCCUGUUGUUGUGCCCCUCCAUAGCUUGGAUGAAAAAAUGUUAGUUCAAAUUUUAACAGAGCCAAAAAAUGCACUAGUUCCUCAGUUCAAAAUGCUAUUUACAAUGGAUAAGGUUGAGCUUGCUUUCACUGAAGACGCUUUGAAAACAAUUGCUCACUCAGCUAUGGAAAGAAAGACUGGAGCUCGUGGUCUUAGGGCUAUAAUGGAAAAUAUUUUAUUAGAAGCAAUGUUUGAAAUUCCUGGCUCUGACAUAAUUACAGUUCGUGUUACACGUGAUGUAGUUUUAGGACAGUGCUCUCCAUUAUAUGUUCGAGGACUAAAGCCAGAAAAGAAAGAAGAUUAUGAAACUGAAAAUAUCAGAGAUCAAGAAAGAGCUGUCAAUACAUGAAAAACUUUUACGAAGUUUUAAAAUAAUGAAACUGAGCAACUUUUUUAAAAAAUAUUUCUUGUAUCAAAAUCUAGCCAAUA